This is a messenger RNA of Staurois parvus, 267 nucleotides long. The record is from the annotation of a GenBank genome assembly. Lineage: Eukaryota; Metazoa; Chordata; Amphibia; Anura; Ranidae.
CCCAUCAGUGCCACGUGCCAGUGCCACAUAGUGCAUACCAGUGCACAUCAAUGCCACCCAUCAGUGCCAGUCAGUGCCACCUAUCAAUGCCUAUUAGUGCCAGCUAACAGUGCCAGUCAGUGCCGCCUAACAGUGCCAGUCAGCGCCGCCUAACAGUGCCAGUCAGCGCCGCCUAACAGUGUCAUGUAUCAGUGCUGCCUUUCAGUGCCCAUCAGUGAUGCCUGUCAAUGCCCAUCAGUGCAACCUACCAGUGCCUCCCCAUCAGUG